CAUAUUGCCUAAAGGAAAAAGCAUUUGAUUGUAGUGAGUACACUCAAGUGAUUUUUGCUGACACAUUGAAUAUGACAACAUAAAAUACCAUCAAAGGGGAGAAUUCAUCACAGGAAGUGCUCCUACACCACCGCGAAUGCACGAACAGGCCUCUCUAUAUAAACAGCACUUACCACUGCAAAUGUAGAACAGCAAGACUUUAGACAGAAGACAUCAGAAAAAAAAAACAGGUCAAAUGAAUGCAACUAUGUCAUCAGCGCUAAACAUCCAGUUCCUCAUGGUGGCUUGUAUGAUGGGGCUCGUUUUAAUUUCAUUCGGAGCUGAGGGGGCUCCGUCAAAACAUCCUCAGAAGAAAGGAAACCACAGGUCAUCAGAAGAAUCGGAGCCAUCAUCGUCAUACCGCUUGAUCUUGGAUUCCGAGUUCAAAUCCUCAGCCAACCCAAUCCGUCCGAUAAACAACGACUCAAUCUCUCCAUGGACCUACACGUAUGUGGAUGAUGAGAGCCUGUUCCCUUCUAGCAUCGCCGUAGCCAAGUGUUCGCUGACUGGAUGUUUGAUAGAUGGCGAGGACCAGGACUACCAGUCCACACCAAUUUACACCCAAAUCAUGGUUUUGAGGAAGAUAAAAGGAGAAAAGCACAGCUAUUCCUUGAAACUUGAGUACAAAACCAUCGCAGUAGGAUGCACCUGCGUUCGUCCAUACGUACAACAAAUUUAAAAUGAGGGAGCUGAUGGAGUUUACAAUAACGUAGAUGAUCAUUAGUGUUACAGUAUUACAAAUCCUUAUGACUUUAUAAUUUAUUUAUGGUAUCAUGUUCAAAAUGUAGGCUAUUUAUUUAUUUAAGGUUGGUUUUUUUCAUCAUCAUACCAGCUGAUAUUUGGAUAAUGAGUUUUACUCUUCAUCUAAUAAUCUAAUUUAUUAAUGUCAUUAUACAUGUGCUUUCAAAGGUUAUUUAUUGUCAUU
Molecule: messenger RNA, 964 nt
Organism: Labeo rohita (rohu)
Lineage: Eukaryota; Metazoa; Chordata; Actinopteri; Cypriniformes; Cyprinidae
Gene: il17a/f1
Product: interleukin 17a/f1
Exons: 3
Coding region: 236-718 (160 amino acids)
Biological process (GO): inflammatory response
Cellular component (GO): extracellular region
Molecular function (GO): cytokine activity
Source: RefSeq, a predicted model, not a curated record